AGCAGGCGCUUAGUUUGACAAGUUCGAAAUCGAAUUUCCGCCGGACUCAUAAUCUACGGUCAGUUUCGAUGCUGGCGAAAGGAAGAAAAGCUUCAGGGCGAGGAGAGGCCGUGGCGCCGAACUACGCGUUCGGGCCGCUCGAAGAUGACGUCAUCAUCAAACACAGACUUCUCACACGGACCACCACCACCACGAGAGGCGAACCGCCGUUGAAGAAGCUCCAGAAGAAAUUCACUUCCCUGUUCGUUGAGCUCGACAAGAACGAAGACAACUUCACCGACUGCGACAGGCUCGCCAAGGCUUUCCUGCAGGUGCUCAACACGUUCGAGAUUCCGCUCCUAAAGAGCAAAGCCGUCGUGGAUGCAAAUCUCCGGGAGAAGCACAAUUUCGAUGAGCUGAGGGAGGAGAUUAACCGGCAGAUUGUACAGGCGAAGACUGACAUUCAGAUACUGAAGAAGCAGCUCGAAUUUCAAUUUGCUUAUCUCCAUGUCUUGUUCAAUGCCAUUAGUUCCUAGGCACUCAUUGAAAGGGGCUUGAAUUUCAAUUUGGAAAGCUUUCUAUUAUUUGUAGAGCGUGUGCCAUUCAAAUUGUUAAGUAGAUGUCAAGGAUUGCAAGGUAAGUGAAUGUGACCCUUCUAUCACCAACGGGUCCGUUGUAAAUUUAGUCAAAAGGACUCCACGAAGAACACCGGAGCUCCCCGAGCUCCGAUCAACCCCAAAACCUAGACAUAUUAUAUACCAAAUUGAAGCUACGGAGGAGAGGAGUAUAAAUAUACCAAUAUUUGGCCCUGAAGUGGCCGGAAAACGGCUCAAAAGCCGUCGGGCCCUCGCCGGAAAACUGAGUUUCUUGCUUUCUCUGUUCCUGUGCAAAUCCGACGUUUAAAUCGCAAACUCUAGGUUAUAAUUAAACCACCAUGACGAAAAUGAAAGAAUC
Molecule: messenger RNA, 933 nt
Organism: Malus domestica (apple)
Lineage: Eukaryota; Viridiplantae; Streptophyta; Magnoliopsida; Rosales; Rosaceae
Source: RefSeq, a predicted model, not a curated record